AAGGAGAGCCUCUGCUACUUUUUAGGCUUUAAAGUGUUACAGAAGGCAUAGAUUAUUUUCACCGUCACCGUCACCGUGACCGUCACCGUCACCGUCACGAACACCAUAGCCCACCACCACCACCACCACUCUUCUCUCUCUCUCUUCCUAGAAACAGAGUUGAUUCUGUGUUUUCUUGUUUUCAAUCUGUUUGGUGGUGAUUGACUUAUCUCCUGAUAGUUGCCUUUCUGGAGAUUCUGUUUCACUGCUGCAUUUUGAAAAUUUCCGAUGGAUCGUAAGAGCUGGCCAUGGAAGAAGAAGUCCUCCUCUGAGAAACCUGCUCCAGUCACGGCCCAGGACCAGGAAAAUGGGAAGAAGCCUAGCUACAUCUCCUUUGACCAAUACUCUCAUCUCAAUGGUUUGAAAGAUGACGUUCACAAGUACGAGGCACAAGUCCUCAACCUACAAGACCAGAUCAAGGAGUUAGAUUCCAAGCUGUCUACAGCUAAUGCAGAUAUUACAUCCAAGGAGGCUAUGGUCAAACAGCACUCCAAAGUCGCUGAAGAAGCUGUCUCAGGCUGGGAAAAAGCUGAAGCAGAAGCUUCGGCUUUGAAAACGCAUCUCGAAACCGUGACGCUCGCUAAGCUCACCGUUGAAGACCGUGCUGCGCAUCUAGACGGAGCUCUCAAGGAGUGUAUGAAACAGGUUAGGAGUCUAAAGGAAGAGAACGAACAGAAGCUGCAUGAUGUCAUUGUAAGUAACACCAACCAAAUGGACAAGAUCAGAGACGAGUUCGAGUCCAAGAUCCGAGAGUUCGAGCAAGAGCUGCUCCGUUCCGGAGCUGAGAACGACGCGCUGUCAAGAUCGCUGCAAGAGCGUUCCAACAUGGUGAUAAGGAUAAGCGAAGAGAAGUCGCAAGCAGAGGCCGAGAUCGAGCAUCUCAAGAGCAACAUAGAGUCCUGCGAGAGGGAGAUCAACACUCUCAAGUACGAAACCCAUGUGAUCACCAAAGAGCUCGAGAUCCGCAACGAGGAGAAGAACAUGAGCAUGAGAUCUGCGGAGGCAGCGAACAAGCAGCAUUUGGAAGGUGUCAAGAAGAUUGCAAAGCUGGAAGCCGAGUGCCAGAGGCUACGCACUUUGGUAAGGAAGAAACUCCCUGGUCCUGGGGCGCUUGCGCAGAUGAAAAUGGAGGUUGAGAGCUUAGGGAGAGGAGGAGACCAUCAUAGACAGAGGGGGUCACCUGCUAAGCCUUCUAGUCCUCUCAUGUCUCCAAUGUCACAGGUCUCUGGCUUCUCGUAUGACAAUAUGCAGAAGAUUCACAAAGAAAACGAUUUGUUGACAGAGAGGUUACUUGCAAUGGAAGAAGAGACAAAGAUGCUCAAAGAAGCUUUGGCUAAGCGUAACAGCGAGCUUCAGGUUUCAAGAAACCUCUGUGCUAGGACAGCAAACAAGCUUCAAACAUUGGAAUCUCAGAGGAUGAGUAAUCCUCCUAGUAUGGCUUCAAUGUCUGAAGACGGAAACGAAGAUGCUAGAAGCAUCGCUGGGUCUUUGAUGUCUGAUAUCUCUCAAACCAACAAGGAUAAAAACAAAACGAAGAGUGCUAACCAGUUGGAGCUUAUGGAUGAUUUUCUAGAAAUGGAGAAGCUAGCUUGUCUACCAAGUGGUGAUUCUGAUGCUGAUGCUGAUGCUGAGAUUCCACCGCUGAUGAAAAGAAUCUCAACUUCGCUUCAGUCUCUUCCCAAAGAUGCUGCUUUCGAGAAGAUUUUGGAAGAGGUACAAUGUGCCAUUGAAGAUGCAGGUGGGCCUAAUGUAAAGGAGAUACCCAUGUCAAGUGAGACCACAGAGGAAACAGUUAGCCAAGAACUGGCUCAUGCUCUUUCUCAGAUAUACCACUUUGUUUCCCACCUUGCGAAAGAAGCAACGCCGUGUCAGGACACGUUCUCUCAAAAAGUUCAAGAGUUGUCUGUCACUUUGGACAGAGUGUUGAGCAAGGAGAAGACUCUGGUGGAGUUUGUGUUUGAUCUCUGUCGUGUUUUAGUAGAAGCUAGUGAGCUUAAACUCAACGUGGUGGGAUUUAACGCAUCUGAUGUGGAGAUUCACAGCCCUGACUGCAUUGAUAAAGUCGCUUUACCGGAAAACAAAGCUCUAAAAGAUUCAUCAGGUGAGCAUUACCAGAGUGGUUGUUCUCAGAGCUCUGAUUCCGAGAUUCCAGAUGAUUGCAUCGGCUACGAACACAAGCUCUCAGCAGUUGCUUGUACAUUUACAUCAGAAGAGUUUGAAGGGUUGAAGCUGGAGAAAGAAAAAGCAGAGACCAACCUUGCAAGCUGUGAAGCGGAUCUUGAAGCAACUAAGUCGAAACUACAAGAAACAGAGCAGCUUCUUGCUGAAGUGAAGUCAGAUUUGGAAUCUGUUCAGAGGUCUAAUGGCAUGGCCGAGACGCAGCUCAAAUGCAUGGUUGAAUCAUACAGAUCUCUGGAAACUAGAUCAUCAGAGCUGGAAAUCGAGUUGAGUUCUCUUAAAAGCAAAAUAGAAAACUUGGAAGAUGAGCUUCAUGAGGAAAAGGAAAACCACCAAGAGGCUUUAACCAAAUGCCAAGAACUCGAAGAGCAAUUACAAAGGAACAACCAAACCUGCCAAGUAACUGAAGCUGAUCCCAAAAGCAAACAGGACAAUGAAAUAGCAGCUGCUGCAGAGAAGUUACAGGAGUGUCAAGAGACUAUAUUGCUUCUCGGGAAGCAACUCAAAUCCAUGUGUCCUCAAACAGAACAAGUUGCUUCUUCUCCAAGCCACGACCAAGCCCUAAUCCCCGAAGAAGAAAACGAAUACACAACUUCCACAAAUCCUCAAGUCAAAACACCAAGUUCGCCUUCAGACAAGGAAACACCAUCGAUGACUACAAUGAGAUCUCCCGUAGCGCCGAAACAUAAACACACCAAGUCAAACUCACCAUCCUCCUCCUCCUCAGGACUUACCCCUGAGAAACACUCUAAAGGACUAAGCAGGUUAUUCUCCUCUAAAGCAAAGUAUUAAUGUAUAAGCUUUGAAUAGAGUUUGGUUCAAUAAUAGAUUGUAUCCGGUACAUGUGUAAACCGGGUUUCAAUACUAUAUAUAUAAUGUAAAUGUUGAAUCAUUAAUGAAAAUAACAGAAGAUAUUUCUAUUU
Messenger RNA from Brassica oleracea var. oleracea, 3140 nucleotides. Its product is annotated as filament-like plant protein 4. The transcript is spliced from 4 exons. NCBI's taxonomy places the organism in Eukaryota, Viridiplantae, Streptophyta, Magnoliopsida, Brassicales, Brassicaceae. The record is from RefSeq and is a predicted model, not a curated record. The coding region runs from base 268 to 3009 and encodes 913 amino acids.